Messenger RNA from Hyphopichia burtonii NRRL Y-1933, 642 nucleotides. RefSeq lists its product as uncharacterized. Gene Ontology annotation, biological process: sodium ion transport. Gene Ontology annotation, molecular function: sodium:proton antiporter activity. The coding region runs from base 1 to 642 and encodes 213 amino acids. The record is from RefSeq and is a predicted model, not a curated record. Lineage: Eukaryota; Fungi; Ascomycota; Pichiomycetes; Serinales; Debaryomycetaceae. Gene Ontology annotation, cellular component: membrane. The transcript has a single exon.
AUGGCUUCUUCUAAUGCUGAGGCAGACCCUGACACUAGCCAUAAUGACAAGCUAGAGCUAGUUUUAUCAGAUUCCGAUGGUUCAUCAGACUCCGAUGGUUCAUCAGCCACUGCAUCCGAUAAUUUUGCGUCAGUCAUAGAACAAGAAGACGAGCUGAUGAGAGAACGAAGUGUGGCUACUUCUGCGUACCAAGUUGGUGACGAUAUGAUUAUAGAAGAUCAGUAUGGUGAGGUAAUGAGAGUGGUGGCCGCUAAAAACAAAGACUCGCCAUACUCGUCAUCUGCAUCAUCGUCAGGGUCUCCAUUUUCGUCGUCCUCCUCAGUUAAGAAUAAAGAUCAGCAAGUCUAUGUCCAUCAUAUAGAUAAGAACAUUACCAUAGAAGAUACAGAAGGUGAUGUGUUACGGAAGUAUAAAAUCAAGAAUAUCAAUAAAGAACCACAAACUAAAAAGAAACUAAAGGCUGCAACUGAUAAAACUUUACUGAAAAUGAAAUUGAAAAAGGGCUCUCCUUUAACAACUAAAAAAUCACCUCACUACAUAUUGCAAGAGUCUUUUGACAAUGACAAGCAAGAGUCUCCUUUAAGAAACGAAAAGGUUGAGAAAAAACUAGAAAACAAAUUAAAUCUAAUGAUUAAUCAAUAG